CCAUUUAGCCUGCCAGAUAAUUAGGAAUGAAAAGAAGGCAAAAAUAUAUUCGAAUUGCCGCGCGGCGAUCGGUAUUACUCCGCCAGCGUUCGGUGGAUCUCGAUGGUGGCGCCGUCGGCGACGCGUCCAGGGUGCGAGUUGGAUCAGAUGUUUCGCCGCAGGUCUGCCCUGAGCGUUUUCGAUGUUUGCGUGAUUGAGGCCGCGGCAAAGGCGGCACCGAGCGAAGGCCCGCGACUCAGAGGUUGGCUUCGUAUUCGGGGCCAUCCGUUGUCGCAGUAUGGUAAUGCCCCCUGCUUCGACCGGCAGCCAAACAGCCCCUCCCCCUGCCCCUUCCGCCUCCUUGGCACUAGCGGCAGCGCGCCAGACUUCGCCGACACCGCCCACCCCCAGUGGCGGCAGCCCCGCUGUACUAGCAGCAGGGCACGCGACGUCAACAUCAACAACAGUAGUAGCGCUAGCGGGCGCAGCAGUAGCAGCGGCAGCGAUAUCAGCGUCGUCCAUAGAAUCGCACACAGGCCUAGCAACGACGACAGGAACAGCAGUAAGCACUGCAAGCCUGCAGAACAACAAUAACAGCAGCGCUGCGAGUCAUAACCAUCAUCAGCACAACCAUUAUCCGUUGCAACAGCAGCAGCUUCCUCAACACCAUCCCCAACAGCAACAACACGGUCAACAAAAUCAACAGCAGCAGCAGCAGUGCAACCAGCAUCCACAUCACGUUUACAACAACAUAAGCAGCAACAGCACUACUGUUUUUGCCUCGAACAGUGUGGGUUCUACCGAAGGUAUCGGAGUGGCCAAUGCGGUGGCGACCAGCCACAGCAGCAGCAGCAGCAGUAACAACAACAACAACGGUCCUGUGGGUGGUGUUGUCGCUGCCGGAACAACUGCAACUGCUGCUUCUGGAACGGUGUUAACAGUUGGAGGAGGGGCAGCAGCGGCAGCAAGCACAGUCACCGCGACAAUAACGUCGUCCUCAUCGUCUCAAUCAGUCGGAGGAGGGGCGGGAGCAGCAGCGAAUACGAACUCCGGAACAACGACGACAACGACAGCAGCAACGCCCGGCACGCCAGUGGGCCCUGGCGCCGCGGCUCCCUCCGGGCUAUUGACGCCCGGAGGUGCUGGUGGAGGUGGUGGGGCUGGGACGGGAGGAGCUGCAGGCGCCCGAAAGAAAACCUCGUUCCAAAUCACCUCGGUUAAAGUGCACGAUGGUGGAACACACGAAGCUCAGCAGCCUGGCGCUACUGCUGGUGCUGCUGUUUCUGCGACGGCAACACAACAGAUUCAGCGCGAUGAGCCUGAUGCGGCUGUCGCUGCUAAUGCCAAUGCGGCGACGUCAGGAGGUCAACAACAACAGCAACAAGGCCAACAGCAAUUGCAACCGUCGGAUAGUAAUAGCAACAAUGGAAAUAACAACAGCAGCAGCAACAACAACAGCAGUAACAACAACAGCAGCAACAACAACAACGCUCAUAGUGGUAGUGUAAGUCAUGCAGGUGGCGGCGGUAACAGCAACAACAAUGCAGCAGCUGCUGCUGCUGCUAUUGCUGCUUCUGCCAGUGGAAGUCACGGAGGAGAGCACGCCCCCCCUGGCCAGCCCAAUGGAGACGCCGCAGCCCAUGACAAGUCGGGUGUAGGUGGAGGCCCCGUAAAGAAGCACUCUAUCACGGACCCUCAGGCGGUAGCCGAACAAUGGAGUCGCCGAUUCAAAGUUGUCAAAAUACCGUUUGCCGAACCGUUCAAGAGGGGUCGGUGGACGUGUCAAGACUUCUUCGAUCCCCCCGAAGGACAGCAUGCUUCAAAGACAGAAAGCGACAAAUCAACUAUUCUCGCUGGGCAGCAACAACCGGCGACGAAUACGAGUCCUGGCGAGGGAGAUAUUCCUCCAAGCGAAAUGUCGCAAGGUGGGGGGGCCCCCGUUAUCGGGGGCCUGAUUACCGACCACAACACUGUACAGCAGACAAAAGAGGGUACGCCAGGCGCAGCUGGCGUUACACCCGAUGAGACCCAAUCACAACAACAGCUACAGCAGCCUAGUCACACAGGAGUAACGAUAGCAGGUGGAGGUGCAGCUGGCGCAACAAAGCCGUCUUCGGCAGCAGCGGUGGGUGCCGGAGGCGGCGGUGGCGGAGGCGGUACAGGUGCAGGUGGCGCAGCUGGUGGGACUGCACCGCAGACAGCAAGUGCUGCCCAAGGAGUCGGACAGACAACAGCUAAUGCUUCGAAUAUUGCUGGAGGAGAUGGCACAACAGCGACGGACGGUAAUUACGCGGCAGGUGGCGCUGGAGGAAUCGAUAACAAAAUCGAACAAGCAAUGGAUUUGGUCAAAAGUCAUCUUAUGUUCGCUGUCAGAGAAGAGGUGGACGUCUUGCGGGAAAAGAUCACCGAACUGAACGAACGUAAUGAACAACUAACGCAAGAGAUUCAGCUGCUAAGGUCUCUAUUAACGCCCGAGCAGGCAACGACGUUUGCGCAGCUUUUGCAGCAGCAACCGCAUGGGAAAGCAGGUGCAGGAGGCGUGGGUGGUGGAUCAGGACGACCAGGCCACGCGCCGCCGACAUCGCUACCAGCCGCGACUGGUAGUGGAGUCCCGCGUACAGCUCCAUCGUUAGCGGCGUUCGGUGUUCCCGCCGGAACAGCUAGUCGACCAACGGCGGCCUCCGCCGCCGCUGCUUCCACUGGUGCCCUGCCCGGGACGCCGGGCACGCCCCAGCAGAGUGCGGCGGCGAUCGGAAAGGCAUCGCAUCCCGCCAUCGUUGCAGCAGCUACGGCCGCUGCAGUUGCUGCAUCCCCAUCGAGUCCGGGCACCGCGCCGGUUUCAAGUUUACCUACUAGUUUACCCAGUGGAGUGAGCGGCAAUCUGCCUCCGACGACGACCUCAUCCGCGACGCAUAAUAGCCAACAGCAGCAACAAUCAGCGACAACGACAACAACAAUAACUCAGACGUCUGCAACGACAAUAGCCACGAGUAGCUCUGGUGCGCUAGCCAGUUCUGCGAACGCGAUUGGCGGUAGCAGUAGCGUGUUAACCCACCAGGGUGGGCCACCGUCAAAAGAAAGCACACCUCCCGGGGGUGGGGUGCCACCUCCGUCUACACCAGCGCCGCCCACCAGUAGGCAGUAGCAACUGGCCAAGUUAGGGUAUUCAAUUGCUGCAACACCUGCUGCUGCUACUACUAGUACUGUUGUUGUUGUUGUUGUUGUUGUUGCUUCGGACGCCGCAGGCCGGCUUCGGAAAGACGCUACACGG
Messenger RNA from Varroa destructor (honeybee mite), 3250 nucleotides. RefSeq lists its product as uncharacterized. The record is from RefSeq and is a predicted model, not a curated record. Gene Ontology annotation, biological process: regulation of transcription by RNA polymerase II; positive regulation of cell population proliferation; negative regulation of apoptotic process. Lineage: Eukaryota; Metazoa; Arthropoda; Arachnida; Mesostigmata; Varroidae. Gene Ontology annotation, cellular component: cytosol; nucleus.